CCCCAAACAGAAGAAAACCCUUACACUCCUUCCCUUUUUUCUUCUUCUACUGUCGCCGUAAAGAAUUUUCAAAGGCGGUAGCGGCGGCGAUGGCGGAUCUUUUACCACCUCUUGUGACGGCAGAAGUCGAUGCCAAGGCUAAAUUCGAUGAGAAAGUUGAUUACGCGAAUCUCCCUUGCCCUGUUCCCUAUGAGGAACUCCACCGUGAAGCUUUCAUGUCCUUAAAGGCAGAAAAUUUUGAGGGUUUACGCUUUGACUUUACCAAGGCUUUGAAUCAAAAGUUUUCUCUCAGUCACAGUGUAAUGAUGGGGCCAACCGAAAUUCCUUCUCAGUCAGCUGAAACGAUCAAAAUUCCGACAGCCCAUUAUGAGUUUGGUGCCAAUUAUUUCGACCCACAAUUGAUGCUUAUUGGAAGGGUUAUGACUGAUGGUAGACUUAAUGCGAGAGUGAAAGCUGAUAUAACUGACAAGUUAGUCUUGAAGGCUAAUGCUCAGCUGACAAAUGAGCAACAUCUAUCGCAUGCAAUGUUCAACUUUGAUUACAUGGGAUCAGACUACCGAGCCCAGCUUCAACUUGGGAACAGUGCUCUAAUUGGAGCAACCUAUAUCCAGAGUGUGACACCCAGUCUAUCUUUGGGGGGUGAAGUUUUUUGGGCUGGUGUGCCUCGGAAGUCGGGUAUCGGUUAUGCUGCAAGAUAUGAGACUGAUAAGAUGGUUGCCACUGCGCAAGUUGCUAGCACUGGUGCUGUUGUUAUGAACUAUGUUCAGAAGAUCUCCGAGAAGGUUUCACUCGCCACUGAUUUCAUGUACAACUACUUUUCAAGGGAUGUGUCAGCUAGUGUUGGGUAUGACUACAUUCUUAGACAGUCUCGUGUGAGGGGAAAGAUUGAUUCAAACGGGGUUACAUCCGCUCUCCUUGAAGAGAGAUUGAGUAUGGGACUCAAUUUUCUUCUAUCUGCAGAGCUGGAUCACAAGAAGAAGGACUACAAGUUUGGAUUCGGUUUAACAGUCGGCUAAUAAAGAAGAAGUGCAUAAAAAGCCGCACGCAAUAAGCCACUCGCAGCGCAGAUUGCAGCAGCGGUUUCAGGCCGUGGAAUUCGGUUGAAUUUAUUCUAUUUCCCUCCAAGAUUUCAGUUUAGGCUUUUUUCGUCGGCGAAGUUACGGAAUUAAAAAAACAAAAACAAAAGUAAUGUUGUGUUGUUAUUUGAGGUUUAGGAUUUGUCUCAUAAGAACAUAAAAGAAAAAAGCAAUGGAGGUUUUGUUUUAGAAUUCCUUAUAAGGUCUCUCGUAAACUUGCCGACAGGUGUAUCCUCCUUCCUUUUGCAUUCCUAUCUAUCUAUCAUUAUCGA
Eutrema salsugineum is the source of this 1348-nucleotide messenger RNA. Its product is annotated as mitochondrial import receptor subunit TOM40-1. Gene Ontology annotation, cellular component: mitochondrial outer membrane; mitochondrial outer membrane translocase complex. The transcript has 11 exons. Gene Ontology annotation, molecular function: transmembrane protein transporter activity. The record is from RefSeq and is a predicted model, not a curated record. Lineage: Eukaryota; Viridiplantae; Streptophyta; Magnoliopsida; Brassicales; Brassicaceae. Gene Ontology annotation, biological process: protein import into mitochondrial matrix. The coding region runs from base 90 to 1016 and encodes 308 amino acids.